AAGAAGAAAAAAAAAAGAAACAAAGGGAAAAAGAACAAGAAAAAGAAAUGAAGAAAGAGGAAGAAAUAGAGAAAAUAGGAAACAAAAAAAAAGAACUGAAAAAAAUGAUAAAGAAGAAGGAAAAAAAAAACAAAGGAAAAAGACAAAAAAAUGAAAAGAAUAAAAAGCAAAGGAAAGGAAAAGAAAAAAAAUAA
Molecule: messenger RNA, 194 nt
Organism: Racocetra fulgida
Lineage: Eukaryota; Fungi; Glomeromycota; Glomeromycetes; Diversisporales; Gigasporaceae
Source: the annotation of a GenBank genome assembly